AUGGGCGCGGGCGCGAGCACGGAGUUCAACCCCGAGGCCGUGUCCUUGGGCGACGCGGAAUCCUCCGAGCCCGUGGACGCGGAAGGGUACGACUCCGACCUCGCGGACGACUUCCGCGACCUCAAAGCGCCGAGGGCGAAGCCCGCGCAGGGGCGACCCACGGUCGAGACGUCGAGAGGCAGGCUCGGCCCCGAGCCGAGCGGCGACGCGAAGCGCGCGCUGCCGUGCGCGAAGAAGAUCGUCCCGCCGUUCCAGUACCCGAAAGACCACCCCGAGGGCGCGGAGAAGCUCCCGGACAACAAGCUCAGGCUCGAGUUCGUGCACGGGUAUCGAUCGCACGACGCGCGGCACAACCUGCACUACGACAAGAAGGGGCUCCUCGUGUAUCACGCCGCGGCGUUGGGGAUCGUCCUGAACGCCAAGACGCGGAAGCAGACGUUCUUCGACGCGCACAGCGACGACGUGACCUGCAUCGCGAAGCACCCGGGGGGCGAUUUCUUCGCGACCGGGCAGGUGGGCGACUUCCCCGCGAUUCACGUGUGGCGCUCGAGCGACGCGAAAAAGGUGUGCACGAUUCGAUCCACGGAGCUUCACAAGAACGCCAUCCUGUGCGCGGCGUUCAGCAAGUGCGGGAAGUACCUCGCGAGCGUCGGCGCGGACGAGGCGCACCUCGUCGCCGUGCACGAGUGGGGCCCGCCGGGGUGGGAUCCGCUGAAGGGCGAGGCGACGCCGAAGCUGAUCGCGACGGAAAAGUUUGGCCGCGCGCGUCCGUACGUGUGCGCGUUUAACCCCGUGGACGGUCGCCUCGUCGUCGGCGGAAAGAAGUCGCUGAAGUUCUUCACGAUCGACGACGGGACGCUGCGCGUCGCGCCCGCGCAGUACUCGCACGGCGCGAGCAAAGGCUUCGCCGCGUGCUCGGUGCUGUCGAUCGCGUUUCUUCCCGACGGCAGCACGUUCGCCGGGACGAUGAAGGGGGACGCGUACAAAUACGAGGAGGGCGGAUGCCGCGCUGUGCGAAAGUUCGCCGCGAUUCACCACGGGCCGAUACACGACAUGGCGUUCACCGGGAAGGUGCUGGCGACCGCGGGAAAGGACGGGAAGAUCAAGCUCUGGAGCGUCUUCAUGCAGCCCGUGUUCGAGGUGGACACCGCGAAGGUGGCGGAGGGGUUGCUCGACGCGCACGCGCAGCCGCGGUCGUACGCCGCGGGGAAGGCGCCGUCGAUUCGCGCGUUGGCGCCGAGCGCGGAUGGCCGCAAGCUCGCGUACGGGACCGCGGCGUCGGAGAUUUUCGAGAUUGACAUCACGGACGAGAAGGCGGCGCAGGAUAAGACCAAGGCGAAGCUGCUGAUGAACGGCCACGCGGGCGCGAUCGACCCGAAGACGGGCGCGGACCGCGGCGACGUGUGGGGCCUCGCGAUGCACCCGCGAGAGCCGCGGUUCGUCACCGUGUCCGAGGACCGAUCGAUCCGGCUUUGGAGCCUGAAGGGGAAGACGCAGGAUCGCAUGCUUCGGUUGCCGUCCAAGGGACGAUGCGUGGACUGGCACCCGAAGACGGAGCACGUCGCGGUGGGGACGUACCGCGGCGACGUCAUCGUCGUCGACGUCGAGAAGGGGACCAUCGUUACGCGGACGAAGCUGUCCAACGUCAGGGUCAACGCGGUGAAUUACUCCCCGUGCGGGUGCUUCCUCGGGUGCGCGUCGCAAGACGGCGUGUUUCGCGUCUUGGGCGUGUACGCCGGGCAGAGCGGGUACCAGAUCGUGGAUAAAACCGACGACGUGAAGCCGUUUUUCGUCAUCGACGCCGCGCACGAGGACGACCGCGGCCCGCAGGCGAUGACGCACGUGGACUGGUCGGAAGAUUCGAAGUUCGUGCAGAUCAACACCGCGGGGGGCGACUUGCUCUUUUUCACCGCGCCGCAGUGCGACCCGGUCGAAGCCGCGUUCGCGCCCGUCCGCGACGCGGAGUGGAACUCGUGGACGAUCCCGAUGGGGUGGGCGACGCAAGGCUUAUGGAGCGAGGAUGCGAAGCCCGGGGACCUCAACGCCGUCGCGCGAAGCAACCGCGGGGAUUGGGAAGACGGCGAACGCGUGCUCGCGUGCGGGGACGACUACGGCUCCGUGAAGCUCGCCAAAUAUCCCGCGAACGUGGGCGUGAGCGACGCGCACGAGUACCGCGGACACAGCGCGCACGUCACGAACGUCGCGUUCAGCGCGAGCGACAAGUGGCUCGUCAGCACCGGCGGAGGGGACCGGUGCGUCAUGGUGUGGCGGCACAAGGACGUGGACGGCCCCCCGGACGGUCUCACCCCGGAGGCGGAGGCGAUGCUCGAGGACAAGAAGCUGACGCACGAGGAGAAGGAGGAGCGCGUCCUCGCCAUCGUGCACGAGGCGGUCGGCCCGGACACGGACAGCGAAUCGGACGAGGAGGACGUCGUGUCCUACGACCAGAACGCGGCGUCGUCCAAGCCGGUGAUGAUGCUGCAGACGGGGAUGGAGCACGGUUUGGGCGUCUUCACGCCCGUCAACGCGACGGACGGCGUCCCGAACCCGUACAAGAACCACUCCCUCGCGGAGCUCGGAUGCCGCCGCGGGUACAAGUCCCCGAUGACGGGCAAACCGGUUUUAUCGCAGACGCACGUGCCGUCGUGGUGGAAGAAGGACUCCACGAGCUACGACGUCCCGACGUCGCGUCUGAAGCUGACGUGGGCGUACGGAUUUCGAGGGCACGACGCGCGGCAGAACGCGUGGUAUAACACGAAAGGCGAGGUGUGCUACCACACCGCGGCGUGCGGCGUCGUGUAUAACCCCGCGAGUGAGACGCAGAGGUUGAUCACGGACGAUCCGGAGAGCGACGACGUCGCGGAGGGAAACAGCGACGACGUGUUGUGCAUGACGCGGCACCCGGAGCGGCGGAUUUUCGCGACGGGCGAGAUUGGGGGCAAACCGAAGAUCAUCGUGUGGGACUCGCACGACGUGAAGGCGCUCGCGAUGCUGCAGGGCUUCCAUCGCACCGCGGUGUUGUGCCUGUGUUUCUCGCCGUGCGGGGACUACCUCGCGAGCGUCGGCGCGGACGCGGAGCACAGCGUCGCGGUGUACGAGUGGAAGACGGAGACGCUCGUGGCGACGUACAAGGGGGACCGAAAUAAAAUUCUCGGGAUCAACUGGUCGCCGUUCGACGGGUCGCUCGUGACCACCGGCGUGAAGCACGUCAAGUUCGUGAAGUGCGCGUGGAAGGAGGGCGAGAAGAUUGCGAAGGGGACGGUGUUCCGACCGAGACGGGCGACGCUCGGGAAGAAGGGGAAGUGGCAGAAUUUCUACGCCUGCUCGUUCAUCGACGUCGAAGGCAAACCGCCGCGGACGGUCGUCGGGUGCAAGGGCGGCCAGCUGUACGUGUUCGAGGGGUCCACCCUGACGCAAGUCAUCCCGGGCGCGCACGACGGCAAGGUGAACGCGGUGUACACGCUGCACGAGCACAACGUGCUGCUCACGGGUGGCGACGACGGCGUCGUGUGCUUUUGGAAAGCCUCCGACCUGUCGCCGCUCCACAAGGUCAGGAUCGAGUCCGCGGCGACCGGGAGGCCGGCGCCGAUCUCCUCGCUCACCACGGACGCGAAAGCGAAGGCGCUCGUCGGCACCAAGGUUGGCGAGAUUUGGGAGAUCUCCGACCAAGCGCACCUGCUCGUGGAGUCGCACGAGCGAGGGGAAAUUUGGGGCCUCGCGCCUCACCCCUCCGCCGGCCGCGCCAAGGUGGCCACCGGCGGCGACGACGGCACGAUCCGCAUUUGGAACGUCAAGCCCGGGAAGAAGAGGCACUGCGUCGCGCGCGCGCGCGUCAUCGAGAACGCGAAGCCGCUAAAAUCCGGCGGCGGGCGAUACACGACGGCGGCGGUGCGGUCGUUGGCGUGGCACCCGAGCGGCGGACAACUCGCCGCGGGGACCGUCUCCGGCGCGGUGUCGCUGUUCAAGGUUGACCUGGACGACCCGGAGACGACGCGGAUCGAUAAAGAGCUCGACCUGUGGCGCCCGAAGCUUCGCACCGGGUGGAUCGCGGACAUUAAGUACUCCCCCGCGACGCCGGAUUUCCCCAGCGGCGGGCACUACAUCGCCGUCGGGUCGCACGACAACGUCGUGGACGUGUACGACACGAUGCGCGACCACGCGCUCGUCGGCACGUGCAAAGGGCACGCGUCGUUCAUAACCCACCUCGGGUGGUCGCAAGACGCGAGGUACCUCUGGACCAACAGCGGCGAUUACGAGCUCAUGUUUUGGAAGAUGCCGACGGCGACGCAAGUUAAGAAGGGCAAAGACGUGCAGGACGUCUCGUGGGACGGAUGGACCGGCGUGCUCGGUUUUCAGACCACGGGGGUGUGGUACAAGGGCUCCGACGGCACGGACGUCAACGCGUGCGAGGUGGCCAUCGUCCCCGGAGACCACGGCGUCGAGGAGAGGGUCGUCGCGACCGGGGACGACAGAGGGAUCGUGUCGCUGUUCAAGGCGCCGGCGUUGGGGGGGAAGCCGCGGACGUACGGCGGGCACUCGUCGCACGUCGCCAACGUUCGGUUCGGUCCGGACGGGAGCCAGAUGUUCUCCGCGGGGGGAGGGGACACGAGCAUGCUGCAGUGGGACGUGUACAUGCCCGCGCCGGUGGAGUGA
Molecule: messenger RNA, 4653 nt
Organism: Micromonas pusilla CCMP1545
Lineage: Eukaryota; Viridiplantae; Chlorophyta; Mamiellophyceae; Mamiellales; Mamiellaceae
Exons: 1
Coding region: 1-4653 (1550 amino acids)
Molecular function (GO): microtubule binding
Source: RefSeq, a predicted model, not a curated record